Messenger RNA from Bradysia coprophila, 8559 nucleotides. RefSeq names its product Ca[2+]-channel protein alpha[[1]] subunit D (gene Ca-alpha1D). Lineage: Eukaryota; Metazoa; Arthropoda; Insecta; Diptera; Sciaridae. Gene Ontology annotation, cellular component: voltage-gated calcium channel complex; membrane. The record is from RefSeq and is a predicted model, not a curated record. Gene Ontology annotation, molecular function: high voltage-gated calcium channel activity. Gene Ontology annotation, biological process: calcium ion import across plasma membrane.
UAAAAUGAUGUUGAUAACGUGGAGUGUAGUAUUAGUAUAGUGUGCUUCAGUGGUUUUCGAAGAUUUUCAUCCUCAGUUUCGGGAAUAUUACCCAAAAAACAACAACAAAUACGAUAAUCUACGGCCACUGAACUUUUCAUUCAAUUUUUUUUUUUUGUAUUUCUACUAAAACUGGGAUACAUGUUAAACAUGUCGACACACAUAUCGGGCUGUGCGAAUUACAUUGUCCAUGUUUUGAGUGGUUUUUUGUGAAGUUUUCGUGAAUAAAAUUGAACGAACAGAGAGAAAAAAAAUCGAAUUAAUUACACUCGGUUUGGUGUUGAAAAGCAUCAACCACGUUCUGGUUAUGCUGUAAAAUAGGGCAUUUAAAUGUGGUUUUAUGUGGAAUAGGCGUUGUCGUGGAUGUAUAUUCGGUUCUUGAUUUAUAUAAAAAAAAAUUACUUUUCGUUGCCGUUUAAAAUGAUUUCCAUUUCGUUUGAUUGAAAAUUCCAAGAUUUUCCUUACAAUGGAAAAGCUAACCAAUGGAUGUGUGUGAAAUAUGUUCCGAAGAAAUUUUCCGUUUUGUUGGUGAAUGUGAACUGAUGAAUUUUGUGUUUCUGUUAUGCACAACAUCGUAACAGAAAAGAAGAACAGGAGCAAACAAUUUUCCACUACAUCAAAGCGACCAACUUGAUUCGUUUUUCUUAUUGUGGAUUGUCUAGCGAGUAAUUUUAUGGAAAUUCAUAGCACAGAGGAUCAGUAUGAGCACGCCGAUUCUGCUCAACGUCAUAAAGGUGUUAACAGCGGCCAAGGCGAAGUGCAAAUUUCCGCAACUUCGACACAACGGCAAUCAUUACCAAAUCAUACAGGACAUAAGAUCGGAUCGACAGGGCCCACAAAUACAGAAUAUAAUAACAAUAGCAAACUUGUUAACAACAAAAAUAAUACUGCGAACGGUAGUGUUACUGACGUUGUUGGCUGUACCAGGGAAACAGAUACUGAAAAUCGCAGAAGGAACGGUGAACAUUCUGUACAAAGUGUCGCUGUAGAUACACGACCCAGUGGUGAUAGAUGUGUUAAUAGUGUACAUAGUAGUAGUAGCAAUAGUGGACGUGGUCGUACCAAGUCAGCCAACGGUAAAUCAACCUUCUUUCGACGAAGACGCCAGCCGUCUUUGGUAAAUAAUAGUGUAUGGCAACAGACGCUUAACGCAACGACAGCCGCUAUGAGUACGGCGGCAGCGCCAACUAUGGGUACCGAAGUGGGUGCAACAAAUGGAACAACAAUUGGCAAUAAAGCAGGAACGGUUCCUGCUCCACCGAAGCGACUGGUUCGCCGAAGUGGUAAACCUCAACCGGAAAGACCAGUGAGGGCGUUGUUCUGUCUCGGAUUGAAAAAUCCAAUUAGGAAAUUAUGCAUUACCGUCACGGAAUGGAAACCGUAUGAAUAUUUAAUUUUAUUAACUAUAUUUGCCAAUUGUAUCGCAUUGGCUGUGUUUACUCCGUACCCGUUCACCGAUUCAAAUGCAACAAAUGCAGCUUUGGAAAGCGUCGAGUACGUAUUUUUAGUCAUUUUUACCACUGAGUGUGUAAUGAAAAUUAUAGCACUCGGAUUUAUGAUGCAUCCCGGCUCGUAUCUGCGUAACGGAUGGAAUUUAUUAGAUUUCUUUAUUGUUGUUAUAGGUAUGAUAAGUUUGAUACUGCAAAGUAUAAAACUGGAUGGUUUUGAUGUGAAAGCAUUGCGUGCAUUUAGAGUGCUACGACCACUUAGACUAGUAUCCGGAGUGCCAAGCCUUCAAGUUGUACUAAACUCAAUUCUUCGUGCCAUGGUGCCUUUACUACACAUUGCCCUGUUGGUUAUAUUCGUUAUUAUAAUUUACGCAAUCAUUGGAUUGGAAUUGUUUUCCGGCAAAAUGCAUACGACUUGCUACAACAGUAAAAAUGAAACAAUGGACGAUCCGCAUCCUUGUGGAGACGACGGCGGUUUCAUUUGUAAGAACCUUGAUCCCGAUUAUGCGUGUAAAAACAAUUGGGAAGGUCCGAAUUACGGUAUAACCAACUUCGAUAAUUUUGGUUUAGCUAUGUUAACGGUCUUCCAGUGCAUAACAUUGGAGGGCUGGACUGAAGUUCUAUACAACAUUCAAGAUGCCCUGGGCAGUACGUGGCAAUGGAGUUAUUUUGUGUCGAUGGUUAUAUUGGGUGCAUUUUUUGUGAUGAAUCUAAUUUUGGGUGUGUUGAGUGGUGAAUUUUCCAAAGAGCGUACAAAGGCCAAAAAUCGUGGAGACUUCCAGAAACUACGUGAAAAGCAACAAAUUGAAGAGGAUCUGCGUGGUUACUUGGAUUGGAUAACACAGGCAGAAGAUAUUGAACCAGACGCGGAGGGAACGAAUGCCCAAAGCGGCAAAAUGAAAAUCCAAAAUGACUUAAUGGAUUCUCAAGAUCAACUGGGCGAAGAAGGCGAAAUGAUACAAGAAUCGUGGAUUAGUAUUAAGAAAAAAGAAUUCGAUCGCAUAAAUCGUCGAAUGAGACGAGCUUGUCGAAAGGCUGUGAAGUCACAGGCGUUUUACUGGCUGAUUAUUGUUCUUGUAUUUUUGAACACAGGCGUUCUAGCUACUGAACAUCAUAAGCAACCACCUUGGUUAGAUGAAUUUCAAGAUCAAACGAAUAUGUUCUUCGUAGCACUGUUUACAAUGGAAAUGUUACUCAAAAUGUACAGUCUCGGCUUCCAAGGCUACUUCGUAUCACUCUUUAACCGCUUCGACUGUUUCGUCGUAUUUGGCAGCAUUUUCGAAUUGAUUCUGACGAAAACGCACUUAAUGCCCCAGCUAGGAAUAUCCGUUUUACGCUGUGUGAGGCUGUUACGUGUAUUUAAAGUGACCAAAUAUUGGCGUUCGCUGUCCAAUUUAGUUGCGUCUCUCCUGAAUUCAAUUCAAUCGAUCGCAUCACUUUUGUUGUUGUUGUUUCUGUUCAUUGUAAUCUUUGCACUGCUCGGUAUGCAAGUGUUUGGUGGAAGAUUCGAUUUUAAUCCGACCCAGGAAAAGCCCAGAUCAAAUUUCGAUAGUUUCUGGCAGAGUUUGCUGACGGUGUUUCAGAUAUUAACGGGCGAAGAUUGGAACACCGUUAUGUACGACGGCAUUCGAGCAUAUGGUGGUGUAAAAACACCUGGUGUUAUUGCGUGCAUUUAUUUCAUCAUUUUAUUCAUUUGCGGUAAUUACAUAUUGUUAAACGUUUUCUUGGCCAUUGCCGUUGACAAUUUGGCCGAUGCUGAUUCGUUGACAGAAAUAUCCAAAGAAGAGGAGGACGAAAACAAACCAAAAUCGCAUAGUCCUACGCCAAUAUUGGAAGGUGAUGACGAAGACAUGCACGAUGAUGAUUUGGAUCUCGACGAUAUGGGCAAUAUGUCUGAAUGUGAAGGUGAUAAAACGCUUUCGGAAACGAAAAUCCGAUUAGACGAAGAUGACGAGGGCUACGAAGAGGAAGAACCAGAUCAGGAAGACGAAGUUGUUGUUAGUUCGGCUCGCCCUAGACGAAUGUCAGAAGUAAAUAGUGAACCGACGCAAAUAUUACCCAUACCGCCUGCAAGAUCAUUUUUUAUAUUUUCACAGACCAGCAGAUUUCGGGUAUUUUGUCAUUGGCUGGCGAACCACAACCAUUUUAGUAAUAUAAUAUUGUUAUGCAUUUUGUUAUCGUCGGCUAUGUUAGCAGCUGAGGACCCGAUACCCGCUAACGAAAACAAGAUUCUCAUUAAUUUCGACCUUAUCUUCACGGGAAUAUUCACAGUUGAGCUGGCACUAAAACUGGUUGCGUAUGGAUUCAUACUGCAUAAGGGAUCGUUUUGUCGUUCCGCUUUUAACCUACUCGAUCUACUGGUAGUAUGCGUGUCGCUGAUAUCAGCCUUCAAUAGUAAGGGAGCAAUAUCAGUGGUGAAAAUUUUGCGUGUGUUCCGUGUACUGCGUCCAUUGCGAGCUAUUAAUCGAGCGAAGGGAUUGAAGCAUGUAGUGCAGUGCGUUAUAGUCGCGGUUAAAACUAUUGGAAAUAUUGUGCUCGUCACAUGUCUACUGCAAUUCAUGUUUGCCGUUAUAGGAGUUCAAUUGUUUAAGGGGAAAUUUCAAUCUUGCACGGAUGGUUCGAAAAUGAAAGAAUUAGACUGCAAUGGUACAUACUUGUCGUUCAAAAGUGGAGAUGUCAACAAUCCAGUGGAGGAGGAAAGGAAAUGGGACACGAAUAAAUUUAACUUUGAUAAUGUAGCAAAAGCAAUGUUAACCUUGUUCACGGUUUCCACUUUUGAAGGCUGGCCAGCACUGCUCUACGUUUCCAUCGAUUCCAAUGCAGAAAAUGGCGGUCUAAUACACAAUUUUCGUCCGAUGGUGGCCGCCUACUACAUCAUCUACAUUAUUAUCAUUGCCUUUUUCAUGGUGAACAUAUUCGUCGGUUUCGUUAUCGUCACUUUUCAAAAUGAGGGCGAACAGGAGUACAAAAAUUGUGAGCUCGACAAAAAUCAACGAAAUUGCGUUGAAUUUGCGCUCAAAGCCAAGCCGGUUCGACGUUACAUUCCGAAGCAUCGGAUUCAAUACAAAAUUUGGUGGUUCGUCACAUCGCAGCCGUUUGAGUACACGAUUUUCAUUUUGAUUAUGAUAAAUACGGUGACGCUGGCCAUGAAAUUCUACAAUCAACCGCAAUGGUAUACCGACAUGUUAGAUCAUAUGAAUUUGAUAUUUACGGCUGUGUUUGCACUGGAAUUCGUAUUCAAACUGGCUGCAUUCCGAUUCAAGAAUUACUUUGGCGAUGCCUGGAAUGUGUUCGAUUUCAUCAUCGUUCUGGGCAGUUUCAUUGAUAUUAUCUAUUCGGAAGUGUCGCACGGUAAAAAGACUCCUGAUGCUCCUCCUCCAGAAAAAAAAGGCGUCGGCGGCGGUGGUCUUUCCAUCAAUUUUUUUCGUUUGUUCCGUGUCAUGCGUCUGGUGAAAUUGCUUAGUCGUGGUGAAGGCAUUCGAACGCUUCUUUGGACGUUUAUUAAGUCAUUUCAGGCGUUGCCAUACGUUGCCUUACUAAUAGUGAUGCUAUUCUUUAUAUACGCCGUCAUUGGAAUGCAGACAUUCGGCAAAAUCAGAAUUGACGACGAAACAUCGAUCAGCCGAAACAAUAACUUCCAGACUUUUCCACAAGCAGUUUUGAUACUGUUCAGAUCAGCCACCGGUGAAGCAUGGCAGGACAUUAUGAUGGCUUGUGCGAACAUCGAGCUCAAAGUUCUAUGCGAUGAACGAACGCAAGAAUAUACGGACGCUUUAGAGGCGGGAAAAGAGAAUGAAGUAUCGUGCGGCUCCGACAUAACAUUUCCCUAUUUCAUUUCAUUCUACGUGCUGUGUUCGUUUCUGAUCAUAAAUCUAUUCGUUGCCGUCAUCAUGGACAAUUUCGACUAUUUGACGCGGGACUGGUCUAUCUUAGGUCCGCACCAUUUGGACGAAUUCAUUCGUUUGUGGAGUGAAUACGACCCGGACGCAAAAGGUCGCAUCAAGCAUCUGGAUGUGGUUACUCUGUUGCGGAAAAUCUCUCCGCCAUUGGGCUUCGGAAAACUGUGUCCACAUCGUGUUGCUUGUAAACGACUUGUGUCGAUGAACAUGCCACUGAACAGCGACGGGACCGUUCUCUUCAACGCAACGUUGUUCGCUGUUGUUCGAACAUCGUUGAAAAUUAAGACCGAAGGCAAUAUAGACGACGCAAAUGCUGAGCUGCGGGCAGUUAUCAAGCAAGUUUGGAAAAGAACCAGCCCGAAGUUACUGGAUCAAGUUGUACCGCCACCGGGUGUCGACGACGAAGUCACUGUCGGUAAAUUUUAUGCGACAUUCUUGAUUCAAGACUAUUUCCGACGGUUUAAAAAGCGCAAGGAACAGGAAAUGAAAGAAGGGGCCGGAGACUUUAGCAAUACAGUCACACUACAAGCUGGAUUGAGAACAUUACACGAAGCUGGACCCGAACUUAAACGAGCCAUUUCUGGCAAUUUAGACGAAUUGAUGGAAGAACCAGAACCAAUGCAUCGGCGAAACCACACGCUGUUCGGAAGUGUCUGGUCGUCGAUGCGACGAAAAGGACAAGCACCGUUUUCGCGACGUGCCAUUGCAGCCAAAUCGAGCAAUUACAUUGACAAGACAUCGUUUGCGAUGGAUGGCAAAGGCAGCAUCGAAGACGGUAAAGACGAAGUGUACGGUUCGAUGCAACGUGGCCUGUCCGAUGGCAUGAAUCACAUUGCCAAAUCGAUAAUGCAAAGCCGCAUUGGUGGAUUGAGUGGUGGAGGCAGCAGUGAGAUUAUCAAUGAUAUGGUCAGUAGUACGGGUGAAUUGCAGCCACACAGACGGGAAAACAUUCCGAUGCGGCCAUUGAUGAUAAACGGCGCUGGCGGUAAAGAUACUGACCGAAUUAUUCGGAAUAAUGAUCAACAGGACAAUACCAAUCGUCCGCUGACAUCGUCUGUUUCACCAACUCAACCAGCCAUUCAUUCAUCUCAAAUGGUCAAUCAAAACAAUUAUCAUUCCAAUCCUGACAUAACGGCACACUUGAUACCACCGACACCACCUCCGCGUCGAACACUAACGCGACUCGGUUGUAUCGCUCUGAAUGACUCGAAAAAUGGUAGUAUCGACGACUCAGAUGGAUCGGUAAUAACGACCAGCACCACAUCAACCAAUGAUGUGUUUAAGAGUAGCUCUAAACGUCCGGACGAUAAAUUCAAAUUGAUUGAAAAUGCGAAGGCAAAAAAGGGCAUCGAAAAGAGUCGCAUUGGCGGCUCUGCGUCGUCGCUGAGGCUUCGUCGUGUUGCUAGUGGUCUACGAUUGGCACAGUCACAGGCUAUGGCAGUUGCGGGCUUUUUACCCGAUGACAUGGAAAUGAGUCAAUUGGAUGGGACACGCUUUUUGAAUGCUCCAAACAUUGCGUUCGGCAGAUCGUUGAGUAGUGGCGCGAAUACGGGUGGUAUUACAGCCGGUGACAGCAAUAUCGGUCAGCUCAACCAACGAGCAUCGUUUCACGGAAGAGCAAUAGCAGCCGAUCAGAACGGUAGCACGGGCUUUGAACGAUUAGUUCAAUCGACUCCAGGCAGUCCGCAAGAUCGUCGCCCUAAUUCGUUCGAGGUGAUUGGGUCAGCAGAGAGUUUAGUUGGUCGAGUACUUGUUGAACAAGGUCUUGGCAAAUAUUGUGAUCCUGACUUUGUGCGUUACACAUCGCGUGAAAUGCAAGAAGCAUUAGAUAUGACUAGUGAAGAAAUGGACAUGGCCGCUCAUCAAUUACUCCUGCAAGAGCGAUCCCGUCAAAUCGGUGGCAGUCCUCCAACAGCAGCAUCCCCACAACAACAACAGCAGCAGCAACAACAGCAGCAAUCUCCAAAUAACAUUCAUGCAACAAGAUCGACCAACAACAGCAACACAUACUCAAAAUUAUAACACAAAUUGGAUAAAUUGUGACAAUGUUAUGCUUGGUUUGUUGAAUUUUUAGUUCGAUUUUUUUAUUUGAACAUUUUUUAAAGAGAAACAAUUUUUUUUAUUUUAAAUUGUUGUGUCAACAUUUAUAGUAAAUUAUAAGAUGUAGGAGUGGAUAUAAAUGAACAUUUUUUAGCAAAGUGAAAUUGGUUUCUGACAGACAAUUAUUAUAUUAUAGUUACCGUAAAAAAUAAUUAAAAAAUUUUAAUAGAAAAACAAAACAAACAAGAGGAAAAAAAACCUAAGACAAAAUGCCAAACAAAAAAACUAAUAAAAAAUAAUUAUUUAAAGUAUCCGUGCGAAAAAUCGCGCAAAGUUUUUAUUUAUUUUUUUAUAUUUUAAAAACAGUUACAUUCCAGCCCCUUCUGUCAGAAAAAGUCGGCUCGCUCGCUUUAAGUUUUACGAAUUUUAUUCUUUAUCUCAUGUGAUUGAGCAUGAAAAGUGUGGAACUCAAUUCUUUUCAGAAAAAUGGGAAAUCGUUUUUUCGACCGGAAAAGCGGUUUAUCCAGUGAGCAACAUCUCAACUGUCAUUUUUUUCAGAGAAUGUCAUUGUGAAUUUGCAAUGAAACAAUAAAAUUCUCAGAAAAAUUUGACAGUGAGACAUUUGUGAUGUCGUUCACUGUAUGAAAAAAAAGUCAAAUAUCGACAGAACAUGUGAUAAUUCGAAAUUUCUUCUUUUCUUUCAAAAAACAUCAAUAUUUCGUGGAACACGUUUUUUCAUAUGAAACAAAAUGGCGUCGAUAUAGGGAUUUUCCCAAAACGUCAACCGGAAAAUUCAUAAACUUUCCUGACGCAACGGUGUGAGUUGAACUCAAAGUUGAGGAACUUUACUGUCACUUUUUGGGAAAAACCCUAUAUCGACGCCAUUUUGUUUCACAUGAAAAAAUUUGUUCCACGAAAUGUUGGUAUUUAAUCAGGCUGUCAAGGAAAAGAGCAAUUUUCCAUUUUCCAGAAAAAAAUUGAAUUCCAAACUUUUUAGCGCAACAUGAGAACAAAAAAAUCGUAAAAUUGACCAAAUUGACAAAGGGACUGGACUAAUAAUUAAAUGAGAACAGGGACCAUACGUUGUUGAAAUAUCGCAGUUACUAUUUUGAUCGUCUUCAAAAGUCCAUUAA